Molecule: messenger RNA, 5806 nt
Organism: Nerophis lumbriciformis (worm pipefish)
Lineage: Eukaryota; Metazoa; Chordata; Actinopteri; Syngnathiformes; Syngnathidae
Gene: brd4
Product: bromodomain containing 4
Biological process (GO): chromatin remodeling; regulation of DNA-templated transcription
Cellular component (GO): nucleus; chromatin
Source: RefSeq, a predicted model, not a curated record
UGAACAAUUAGAGGGAACAUUGCUCAGGUGUGAUUCACUACAAUAGGGCCCCACAGCACACUGGAUUCCAGUUAAUUGAAAUACCACAACACUGGAUAUUGUUCAGAUAAGUUACAUUUAAGAACUUGCACACAAAGCAACACUGGAGGUGACUAUGACAUGCGGAGAGGUGCGGGGGUCUUAAACAGUGGCAUUUUUGUGUGUGGAUACAGAGAAGGUUCGGUGUGAUUUACCCUGGAUAACCUUAUCUUAAUGUAAACGGCGCCUAAGUUGCAAGGCAGUAUCGCCGAAAGGAAGAGGGUGAGUGUGGGUGGAGCAUGAUGCAAUGGACAGAAGCAGAGACAGGAAGGAGGUGGGGGGUGUUUAAGGUGUGAGAGAGUGCAAGGACGUCCAGCUAUUGAUGGGGAACAAGGAGAGGGGUGGAAUGAGGCAGCACGUAGGCGAGCCAGGAAGGGAGGGGUGUGUGUGUGGGCUGAGACUCGGCUGAAUGAGGAAGCAGCAGAGCCAUUUUCGCUCUUCAGAAACUACACGCCGGUCUGCCUGUGCUAGGCAGCGCGCCACCCAGGGGAUAGAAGUCCUCCUGGAUUCACACCGGGAUCCUCUCUCGCUCGCCUAGCGUACCUCCUGCUCUGGCUGCCGGAUUUCAUUUUCAUUUGGGGAGGCCCUCGAAGAGGACACAAUGGAGCGAAGAGCCUUUGGCAACUGGGCCGUUGUACUACUGAGAGGGGGAUGGGGUAGAGAGAAGACCGGCGCACACAGCUAACACAGCCUGCCUGGCUGCCGGCUUCCGUGGCCUCUUCUCCUCUCCUGAACCCGCUCUUCCCGUCUCCCGGGCUAUUUCUUUUCUUUUCCUGGAAAGGCCGCCCCCUCUAAAUCCACCAGGACUACGCAAUGGGUUCACUCAUCAUGUUCUGUGGGAUUUUAGGACACACACCAGAGCCACAGGCUUAAAUCUGCGCUCUGGAUGACAGAAAAGGAAAAGCAAACUUUCCUUAAAUCUUUUUUUCUGCCCGCCUCCCUUUGGAAUUGUGGCUUGUUUCUGUGCCGUGGAGUUGAUUUAAAUGGAUUACAAGAUGCAUGCCAAGUCUAAUGAUUUGCUGGAUUUCCAAAAACUGGAUGCCCUUCUGGAAAAGAUUGCACAUUCAGUCUCUGUGAAAAGAGAGUCCAGCGAAGAGUGCAAUGGGAUCAGUGGUGCUCUGUCAGUGGAGUCUGUGCCGGGGCCAAGAUUGAACUGGUGUACUGCCAACACCGCUCCCCCUGCCCUCGCUCCAGCCCCCGCUCCGGGGCCAGAGCCCAUGCCCAACCCCGUCAGGAUGGGGGACGGCCUGGACGCAGCGCAGAUGUCGGGCGGCAGCAGCAGCAGCAGCAGCAGCAGUAGCAGCGGCGGCGGCGGCGGCCAGGGGCAGCCCCAGACAGGCGGCAACCCUCCGCCCCCGGAAUACAUCAACCCUGACAGGCCCAAGCGCCAGACCAAUCAGCUGCACUACCUGCUCAAGGUGGGGUUUAAGGCCCUGUGGAAACACCAGUUUGCCUGGCCCUUCCAAGCACCAGUGGAUGCUGUCAAACUCGGUCUGCCUGACUACUACACAAUAAUAAAAUAUCCUAUGGACAUGGGAACAAUCAAGAAAAGGCUUGAAAACAGCUACUACUGCAACGCCCAAGAAUGUAUUCAAGACUUCAACAAGAUGUUUACCAACUGCUACAUGUACAAUAAGCCUUCAGAUGACAUAGUCCUAAUGGCUAAAGCUCUGGAAAAGGCUUUCCUCCAAAAGGUUGCCGAAAUGCCUCAGGAAGAAGUUGAGAUUCCAGUCAUGACAGGGAAGGGCAGGGGCCGAGGUCGAAGAGAUGGCGGUCUCAGCUUAAAACCAGGGGCUAUAAUUGAUCCUUCGUCCACAACUCCUCAAACACGGGGCCUGUCGAACAUCUCAGCAGCACCUCAGAUCAGAGGACCGGUGCCGGGCCCGCCUUCACUACCUCCUCAGCCUUUGAUGCAGGCCCUGCCUCCCCACGUCCCCCCAACGAUAGCAAGCCACACACCGCAGCUUGGAGCUCCCUACUCUUUGGGCCAAUUGGAUUGCACUCUUCAAAUUCCCAUGAUGACCUCCGUGCCUCCCCCUGCUCAGACCUCCCUUCCCCCAACGUCCAUCCAGAGCACUGCCCCCCUGCUGCAAAACCCUAUCACCAUGACCAAACAAAGAAAGAGCCAGAAACGAAAAGCAGACACUACAACACCGACAGCUAAUGACCAGCUCAAUGAGUCUUCCCCAGCGGAGUCCAAGUCGGGUAAGACUCUUCCCCGGCGGGAGAGCGCCCGCCCCACCAAAGUCAUCAAGAAGGAGGCGCCAGACUCGCAGCACCAAGUAGCGAUGGGGAUGGGACAAAGUGGCUCGAGUAGCGGCCAAAGCCCCGUCCCGCAAGAUCAGAUGGGAUACUGUCUGAGCCUGGUCAGGGAGAUGUUGUCCAAGAAACACAUGACGUACGCCUGGCCCUUCUACAAGCCCGUGGACGUGGCCGCGCUGGGACUGCACGAUUAUCACGACAUCAUCAAACAUCCCAUGGACCUAAGCACCAUUAAGGCCAAGCUGGAGAACAGGCAAUGCCGCGAUCCACAGGAGUUUGCUGCUGAUGUGCGGCUAAUGUUUUCCAAUUGCUACAAGUAUAAUCCACCAGACCAUGAGGUGGUGGCUAUGGCACGCAAGCUACAGGAUGUGUUUGAGAUGCGCUUCGCCAAGAUGCCUGACGAGCCAGAGAUCAAGCCUCUUGCCUCUGUCCCCGCUCCCCCGCUUCACCACCCUGCCCCGGUCAAACCCCAGCCUCCGUUGGCCCACGUCGCCUCCUCCUCCGACAGCUCCAGUGACUCCUCCUCCGAGUCCGAAUCGUCGACGGACGACUCGGAAGAGGAGCGAGCUCAGAGGCUGGCGGAGCUCCAGGAGCAGCUGAAGGCUGUCCACGAGCAGCUGGCCGCCCUGUCGCAGCCUCAGGCCAGCAAACCAAAGAGAAAAGAGAAAGAAAAGAAAGAGAAGAAGAAAGACAAACACAAGAAGAAAGUGGGCAUCCUUGACGAGAUCCAGGAUGCGAUCCCUGUUUCGCAGUUGUCCAAAAGGUCCAAGUCCAGUACCAACAAUAAGGAGCUUCUUAAGAAGAAAUCCAGUAAAAAAGAGGGCAUGAAAAACAGCCAACCCUCCAACCUGCCACCUGUUCUUAGCCUAGAGGAUGAUCUGGCAACCCUGGCUUCAGGGGAAAAGUGCAAGCCUAUGACGUACGAAGAGAAGAGGCAGCUCAGCCUGGACAUCAACAAGCUUCCCGGUGACAAACUCGGCCGUGUGGUGCAUAUCAUCCAGUCCAGAGAGCCCUCGCUCAAGAACUCCAACCCCGACGAGAUCGAGAUUGACUUUGAAACGCUCAAGCCGUCGACGCUGCGGGAGCUGGAGAGAUACGUGUCCACGUGUCUUCGGAAGAAGAAGAAGGGUGGAGCGGAAAAGUCUUUGGAAUCCAUGGCUUCCACCAAAAAGAUUGGAUCUUCUUCAGAUAGCAGCGGCUCCAGCUCCGAGAGCGAAACAGAGGCUCCAGGGAUUGUAAAGCAGCAAAAGAAGAAGGCCCAGUCUGUUAAGGAGAAGAAGACGCAUUCUCACAUGCAGGGUGCUCCAGCUCUGCCUGUGCUUCAUCCCCAAGCUGCAGCUUUUCAGUCUCAGAUUAGGCAGCAUCAACCACCGCCUGUGGACUAUAUGGCCCCGCCCGUCACUGCCCUGGAGUCUUCCCAGACUUUGGAAAACAGCUUUGAUUCUCUGCCUUCUUUUGGACAGCCCUUAAUGCAUCUUUCCCACCACACGGGCAACUCCGCAUCCCCGGCGCCUCCUCAGCUCAGCGCUAACCCUGCUGGGCCAGUGUCACCGGACACACAUCCCUUUCUCAACCAACAUCCUAUUCUGCCAUCUCCAGCCUUGCACAGUUCCCUGCCUCAGCAGCCCUCUCGACCCAGUCACAAGGCAGCACCUCUUCACCCCAAAGCCCCUCAGCAGCAAGCAGCACCUCCCCAGCAGCAGCCAGUGUUGCAGCAGCAGCCAACAUUGCAGCAGCAGCAGCAGCAGCAGCAGCCCUCGUUGCAGCAACAUCAGCAGCUCCAGCCCCAGUCGGCAUCUGCACCGCAUCAGCUCCCCAUGCAGAUCCUGCACCCUCCUCAGCCCAUGCACCAGAGGCCCAUGUCCCCGCCGACACUCACGCCCCAGGGCUUGUUGUCUUCCCAGCCUCCCCAGAUGCUGCUGGAGGACGACGAAGACUCGGGAUCCGCAACGCCUAUGAACCAAGUGCAAUUGUACCUGCAGCAGUUCCAGCAAGCCCGUCAGCCCAUGCAGGCGCUCCAGGCGCAGGCUCGUCAGCAGCAGCAGCAGCAGCAGCAGACAGGACAGUCGUCUCUGCUGCAGUCAGUCCAGGCCCCGCCUCUCCUCUCUUCCCAAAAUGCACUGCCCACUCCUCAGCUUCCAAUCCAGAUGCAGGCUCCGGUAGCCCCCCCUCAGCAGCUGUCCCUCCACCAGGGCCAGCGCCACCUGCCACAUAGUCAGCCUCAGCAGCACCCGCAACAACAGCAGCUGAGCUACCAGCAGGUUCCCGCGCUCAUCGGUCAGCCUCAGGGGCCGCCGCACAAGGUGGCCAUGCCCAGCAGCAAAGCACAGCAGAUCCUGCAGCAGCAGCCCCCAGAGCAGCUGUCCCCUCACCCGGCCAAGCCUGACCCUUUCCUCACAGGUCACAUGAGGGAUAACCCGUCUCCGCUCAUGAUGCAUUCCCCGCAACUUCCUCAGUACCCUCCAGUGUCCCGCAAGUCUCCCCCUCACCAUAUGCAGCCCAAGAAACAAAGGGCUCCUGGGAGCCAAGGAGGACUCAAAGAGGACAAGCCUCCUCCGUCAGCGGUGAUUAGAGGAGAGCCAUUCAACCCCGCCUUGAGGCCAGAGCAUCUAAAGCAUCCCGACAGCAAGCCGGCUCUCAUUCAGCAGAGUAAGCAACAAAGACAUGAUGUGAAGUCAACGGACAGCUCUCGUCCCGUCAUCCGCUCCUCUGAGCCCAGCGGACCACAGCCCUCCCUGCAAGAGAAGGAGAAGUUCAAGCAGGAAUCUAAGGCGCCCGUCGCACCCAAAAAGGAUGUGAAACUGAAGAACAUGGGCUCAUGGGCCAGUCUGGCCCAAAAGUCCACGUCCACGCCCUUGUCGGCCGUCAAGUCAUCGAGCGACAGCUUCGAGCAGUUCCGGCGAGCCGCUCGCGAGAAGGAGGAGCGGGAGAAGGCCCUCAAGGCACAAGUCGAGCAGGCGGAAAAGGAGAGGCUACGUCGCGAGCAGGACAAACUUCGAGGUCGCGAUGACGAGGAGAUGUUGGAGCCCAGCAGAAGAGUGCACGAGGAGCCGCGCAGGCGUGUGGAGCAGCAGCAGCAUCAUCACCACCACCAACAGGCACAGCAGCAGCAGCAGCAGCACAUCCAGGUUCCCCCACAACAACCCCCACAGCAGCCAGACCCUCAGCCAGCCGUCAUCCAGCCUCCCCCGCAGCCCCCAACACCGCCGCAGCCCGCCGUACAGAGUCCACUCGACCAGCAGAGGGAGCUAGCGAGGCGACGGGAGCAGGAGAGGCGGCGGCGGGAAGCGAUGACAGCAACGAUCGACAUGAACUUCCAAAGUGACUUAAUGGCCAUUUUUGAGGAGAACCUCUUUUGAGAGGAAGACGAAUGGAAACCUAACUGCAAAAAAAAAAAAAAAAAAAAAAAAAAAAAGGACCCCCGCAUACUUGCAAAAACAGAACUUCUCAAGGGGGACGAUGACAU